CAUUCGUCAGGAGCGGAGUUCGGUUCCGGUGGCAGGGCGUUCGGGGGAGCAGCGCUUGAACUUGGCCAUCUCCGCGGGAUGAGUUCGGGGACUCUCAGACGGAAGCCGCGGCCGGCGACUAGCUGACCUCCCCCCGGCUGGUUUUGGUCGCCGCCCCAGUCUUCAGAAGAGGAGCCACAGCCGCAGGAUGCGCGGGGACACGCCGCUCCCGACGCCCAGUUCGGCGGGCGCUUCCCGGGCGGCUCCGGGCCCCUGACGCUCCGGGGUGCGCUCGCCCUCCCGCCUCCGCUCUCCGAGCUUCUCGGGGUGCCCUCGGAUCGACCGCAGGACCCCAACGCUCGCCCCGAGGGCCCCACCCAGACCCGCGCCUCUCGCCCUCUCCACGGCGCGCACAAUAAAUUAAUGCUUCGCGCUUGAGGGGAGGAGGCGGCGGGCACCGCGGUCGCUGCUCUCGCCUGGCUGGAGACGCUUUCAGCCGUCAUGGGCUGUUUCUGCGCCGUUCCGGAAGAAUUCUACUGCGAAGUUUUGCUUCUAGACGAGUCCAAGCUCACCCUCACCACCCAGCAGCAGGGUAUCAAGAAGUCAACAAAAGGUUCUGUUGUCCUUGACCAUGUUUUCCGUCACAUAAACCUCGUGGAAAUAGAUUAUUUUGGGCUGCGAUACUGUGACAGAAGCCAUCAGACAUACUGGCUGGAUCCAGCAAAAACUCUUGCGGAACACAAGGAGCUAAUCAACACUGGACCUCCAUAUACUUUGUAUUUUGGUAUUAAAUUCUAUGCUGAAGAUCCAUGUAAACUAAAAGAAGAAAUAACCAGAUAUCAGUUUUUCUUACAGGUGAAGCAAGAUGCCCUUCAGGGCCGGCUGCCCUGCCCUGUCAACAUUGCUGCUCAGCUGGGAGCAUAUGCCAUCCAGGCUGAACUUGGAGAUCAUGACCCUUAUAAGCAUACUGCAGGCUAUGUGUCAGAGUACCGGUUUGUUCCCGACCAGAAGGAAGAGCUGGAAGAAGCCAUAGAGCGGAUCCAUAAGACUCUAAUGGGCCAGGCUCCCGCUGAGGCCGAGCUGAAUUACUUGAGGACCGCUAAAUCCCUGGAGAUGUACGGUGUUGACCUCCAUCCUGUCUACGGAGAAAACAGGUCUGAGUAUUUCUUAGGAUUAACUCCGGUGGGUGUUGUUGUCUAUAAGAAUAAAAAGCAAGUGGGGAAGUAUUUCUGGCCCCGGAUUACAAAGGUGCACUUCAAGGAAACCCAGUUUGAACUCAGAGUCCUGGGAAAAGAUUGUAACGAAACCUCCUUCUUUUUUGAAGCUCGAACCAAAACUGCUUGCAAGCACCUCUGGAAGUGCAGUGUGGAGCAUCAUACAUUUUUUAGAAUGCCAGAAACAGAGUCAAAUUCAUUGUCAAGAAAACUCAGCAAGUUUGGGUCCAUAAGUUAUAAGCAUCGGUACAGUGGCAGGACAGCUUUGCAAAUGAGCCGAGAUCUUUCUAUCCAACUUCCCCGACCCAAUCAGAACGUGGUGAGAAGUCGAAGCAAGACUUACCCCAAGAGGGUAGCACCAACUCAGCCAGCUGGAUCGAACAACAUAAAUAGGAUAACUGCAAACACGGAAAAUGGAGAGAAUGAAGGAACAACUAAAAUUAUCGCACCUUCACCGGUGAAAAGUUUUAAGAAAGCAAAGAAUGAAAACAGCCCUGAUACCCAAAGAAGCAAAUCUCAUGCCCCGUGGGAAGAAAACGGGCCCCAGAGUGGACUCUAUAAUUCUCCCAACGACCGCACCAAGUCACCCAAGUUUCCCUGUACCCGCCAGCGCAACCUCUCCUGUGGCAGUGACAAUGACUCUUCGCAGCCAAUGAGGCGAAGGAAAGCUCAUAACAGUGGCGAGGACUCAGACCUAAAGCAGAGGAGAAGGUCACGCUCACGCUGUAACACAAGCAGUGGUAGUGAAUCGGAAAAUUCUAACAGAGAGCACCGGAAAAAGAGACACAGAAUACGGCAGGAGAAUGACAUGGUUGAUUCAGCGCCUCAGUGGGAAGCAGUAUUAAGGCGACAGAAGGAAAAAGCCCAAGUGGAUCCUAACAACAGGCGAUCCAGACACAGAUCUCGCUCAAGAAGCCCUGAUAUCCAAGCAAAAGAAGAGCUAUGGAAACACAUCCAGAAGGAACUUGUGGACCCAUCAGGAUUGUCAGAAGAGCAGCUGAAAGAGAUCCCGUACACUAAAGUGGAGACUCAGGGUGACCCAGUCCGCAUCAGGCAUUCACAUUCUCCACGGAGUUACAGGCAGUACCGCCGAUCCCAGUGUUCAGACGGAGAGCGGUCGGUUCUCUCAGAAGUGAACUCAAAAACAGAUCUUGUCCCACCACUUCCAGUGACCCGUUCCUCAGACGCUCAGGGGUCUGGUGGCUGCACAGUGCAUCAGAGAAGAAAUGGGUCCAAAGACAGCCUGAUUGAAGAAAAAUCUCAGCUAGCUACAAUCAAUCUGGCUGGAAAACAUACUGCAAAAACAAUAAAAACUAUCCAGGCUGCCCGCCUCAAGACAGAGACUUGACCUGGUUAAGGGCAAAGGGUGGGAAUGGAAAUGCUGUGUCCCACUGCUGCUUUUGAAACUGUGAAUUAGAUAACUGUCCACUUGUCUCGGACAUGUGUCUUUAGCGUAAGAAAAUAAAUUUUUAAAGGGCUUAGGCCCAGCAUUUUUGUGCUGUAGGACCUUUUGACUGGAAGGACAUCAUGAACUCACUGGAAGCUAGUCUUACCUGAAAUCUAUCCAACUCAUCUCCACCACAGCCAAGACGAGAUGCCCUGAACUCCUCCUGGCCUACAGACUGUCAUGAGUUAUUCCCAUAAAGCUGUUUGUAAUAUUGUAUUUUGUGGCAUUAAGUCCCAGUGCUUAUUUACAAAUAUUGUAAAAAGCUGUUAAGUGUUGAUUUGAA
Phodopus roborovskii (desert hamster) is the source of this 2923-nucleotide messenger RNA. RefSeq names its product erythrocyte membrane protein band 4.1 like 4A (gene Epb41l4a). Gene Ontology annotation, molecular function: cytoskeletal protein binding. The record is from RefSeq and is a predicted model, not a curated record. The transcript has 24 exons. Lineage: Eukaryota; Metazoa; Chordata; Mammalia; Rodentia; Cricetidae. Gene Ontology annotation, cellular component: cytoskeleton. Bases 481 to 2541 code for a protein of 686 amino acids.